Molecule: messenger RNA, 472 nt
Organism: Gigantopelta aegis
Lineage: Eukaryota; Metazoa; Mollusca; Gastropoda; Neomphalida; Peltospiridae
Product: inhibitor of nuclear factor kappa-B kinase subunit alpha-like
Exons: 3
Biological process (GO): tumor necrosis factor-mediated signaling pathway; peptidyl-serine phosphorylation; positive regulation of transcription by RNA polymerase II
Cellular component (GO): cytoplasm; IkappaB kinase complex
Molecular function (GO): ATP binding; IkappaB kinase activity
Source: RefSeq, a predicted model, not a curated record
UACGAUUUGGGUUAAAAGGAAAAGGGGAACUUUCAUGUAGGAAGAAACACCUUUUAACGUUGAUUAAUGAAACUACACCGAGUACGAUACUCAGACGUUAAAAAAAAGAGAAGACGCUGACGAUUUUAAUUUGAUGCAUUAGUUCAUUGAAGACAUCAAAAUGCAGCGAUCACAGCUGGCCAGACGAGGAAACUGGGAAGAGCAGAAACUGCUGGGUACUGGUGGAUUUGGCACAGUCACGCUAUGGCAGCACAAGGAAACAGGGGAACAGCUGGCUUUAAAGAUAUGUCGUGUUCAGAACGAGAUGACCGAGAAGCAUCGUCACCGGUGGAAGCUAGAGAUCGACAUCAUGAAGAGACUUCAGCACGACAAUGUGAUCACAGCCCUGAACGUUCCACCCGAACUGGAUGUUCCCAGGGACACGAUGCCUAUCCUAGCCAUGGAGUACUGCUCCGGUGGUGAUUUGCGCAGG